Molecule: messenger RNA, 1314 nt
Organism: Oryza sativa Japonica Group (Japanese rice)
Lineage: Eukaryota; Viridiplantae; Streptophyta; Magnoliopsida; Poales; Poaceae
Product: 28 kDa ribonucleoprotein, chloroplastic
Biological process (GO): chloroplast rRNA processing
Cellular component (GO): chloroplast thylakoid membrane
Molecular function (GO): mRNA binding
Source: RefSeq, a predicted model, not a curated record
GCCUCAAGCUCCAACAGUAGCGCUAGCUUAUCCCCUCCUACUCCCCCCCCUCAUCCUCCUCCUCCUCGCUCGCCCAUGGCCAUGGCCACCACCUCCGUCACCUCGCUCGCGAUGGCCAUGGCCGCGGCCGCCUCCGCCGACGCCACCCAGGCCCCGCACAAGCUCUCCGCCCUCCCCUUCCACCACCUCCUCUUCUCCCGCGCGCCGCCCCUCCUCCGCGCCUCCCGCCGCCUCCCCCUCGCGCCCCUCGUCGCCUCCUCCGACGCCGCCGCCGCCGCCGAGGCCGGCGUCGAAUGGAGCGAGACGGAGGAGGCCGAUGAGGGUUCCCAGGAGGAGGAGGAGGAGGAGGUGGUCGAGGAGCAGGCGGAGGCGGAGGAGGAGGUGGUGGCCUCCGUGGAGGAGGAGGAGGAGGAAGCGGUGGAGGAGGAGUUCGCGGCGGAGCCCCCCGAGGAGGCCAAGGUGUACGUCGGUAACCUGCCGUACGACGUCGACAGCGAGGGCCUCGCCCAGCUCUUCGAGCAGGCCGGCGUCGUCGAGGUCGCCGAGGUCAUUUACAACAGAGAGACAGGGCAGAGCCGUGGAUUUGGGUUCGUUACCAUGAGUACGAUUGAGGAAGCCGACAAGGCCAUUGAGAUGCUUAACCGCUAUGAUAUCAACGGAAGGCUUCUGAACGUAAACAGGGCGGCUCCAAGGGGCUCUCGUGUGGAGAGACCUCCAAGGCAGUUUGCUCCUGCUUUCAGGGCUUAUGUUGGCAACCUGCCAUGGCAAGUGGAUGACUCUAGGCUGCUGCAAUUGUUCAGCGAGCAUGGAGAGGUGGUUAACGCUUCGGUUGUCUACGAUAGAGAAUCUGGGCGUUCUCGGGGAUUUGGUUUUGUUUCCAUGGCCUCCAAGGAGGAGCUCGAUGAUGCUAUUUCUGCCCUUGAUGGACAGGAAUUGGAUGGCCGCCCACUUCGAGUGAAUGUGGCAGCUGAGCGACCACAGCGAGGCUUUUGAUUCCAUAUGGCGUUGGGGAGCAUGUCUGCACGUUUGAACAAGAAUGCUAAAGUGUUAUGCGUUAAGGCGGAAGCUGAUGGUUGUCAUUUACAGAGCGCGCGUUAGCUUCCUGAUUUUGAGUCCUCCCGUCCUUUUUAUGUGUCUUCCAAGCUGAUGUUAUGUUAAAUUAUUCUCAAAAAUAUGAGUUCAACUUUCCAAGUAGGAUAUUUAUAAUGAUGAUGUCCUUAGUAUUUUUUUUCCGUGAUAAUCCAAAAGUUCACUUGUCGACCAUAUAUCUGAGAAAAGGAGCAAAUGCAUGGCAGCAGCCAGUGCUUACCCCUA